Molecule: messenger RNA, 748 nt
Organism: Zootermopsis nevadensis
Lineage: Eukaryota; Metazoa; Arthropoda; Insecta; Blattodea; Termopsidae
Source: RefSeq, a predicted model, not a curated record
UCGCGAUGAAAAACCGCUAAAACUCCUGCGCUCUAGGCCUGCAGUUCCGGCCGACGAUAAUGGUUGUUGUGCCAUGUUGAGUGCCCAGUGCGGAUGGCUGCUCAGUUGUCUAGUCAUCACACUGCUCCAGCAGAGGGCGCAGGCCACAGCAACAACUUCCUCCACUACUACACCGACGUCUUCAACGACACAUGAACAUCGCCAAACACAUCAACAGAACCACCCACAGAAGCAGCCACAGACGACGGAUAACCACACGAUGGAAACAGAAAGCGAUAGAGAAACAGGCGUGACGUGCUACACGUGUGUGAACGUAUCGGACAAUUUGGUGUGCAAUCGAUUUGCAAUCGACCGGCCCUGCCCACAAGGUGAGGAUUUCUGCCACACAUUGCAUAUCAUGGACUCCCGAAAAAAAAACAAGAAGUGUGCAGACCGAUCCGAAUGCUCGCCACAGCGCGUCGGUUGCCUCAGCAUCGACACACAGACGGUUUGUGUGUCAUGUUGUGACGAGAUGUACUGUAACAUGUCUGUGCCCAGCAACCAAAGCACGGCAGUAUAUACCGAUACGAGAACAAAAGCCAGACGUCGGGCGCAACAGCAUCACAAUAGCAGCAACAGCACCAACACUGCUAGCUGUGACCGACUUCCGCCAUCUUCAUCCCAGCCGCCUAUUCAUUUGCUCAUUGUCAUUUUGAUGAUGACUGCGAUUCUUGUGGGCAUAUAACCCGCCUUCACAACCCCCCCCCCC